AUGCUGCUCAGAAAUAUUGAUACAGCAGGAGGUCAUUGCAACGGAACAAGAUAUAUAGUCUUCAAUCUACAAAACCACAUCAUUAAAGCAGAACUGGCCAAUGGGACACAUGCUGGAGUCCGAAUGAUGAUACCACGAAUUCCACUGACCACCACUGAAGAUUAUCCGUUCUUAUUUUCCAGGAAACUGUUUCCUUUGAAUCCGACUUUUCGAAUGACAUCAAACAAAUCCCAGGGCCGGACCUUAGAGAACGUUGAAAAUUACCUGGGAACGCCUAUGUUCAGCCAAGGUCAGUUUUAUGUUGCCAACAGCAGGGUUGGUUCUGGGAACAAUGUGCAUAUUUUGGAUUUGGACUCAGAAUAUAAGGCUAUGAAAGGAAUCUACACUGACAAAGUUGUCUAUUAA
This is a messenger RNA of Octopus bimaculoides (California two-spot octopus), 405 nucleotides long. RefSeq lists its product as uncharacterized. NCBI's taxonomy places the organism in Eukaryota, Metazoa, Mollusca, Cephalopoda, Octopoda, Octopodidae. The record is from RefSeq and is a predicted model, not a curated record.